Messenger RNA from Arthroderma uncinatum, 738 nucleotides. RefSeq lists its product as uncharacterized. NCBI's taxonomy places the organism in Eukaryota, Fungi, Ascomycota, Eurotiomycetes, Onygenales, Arthrodermataceae. Bases 1 to 738 code for a protein of 245 amino acids. Gene Ontology annotation, molecular function: orotate phosphoribosyltransferase activity. The transcript has a single exon. The record is from RefSeq and is a predicted model, not a curated record. Gene Ontology annotation, cellular component: cytoplasm. Gene Ontology annotation, biological process: pyrimidine ribonucleoside biosynthetic process; 'de novo' pyrimidine nucleobase biosynthetic process; pyrimidine nucleotide biosynthetic process.
AUGUCAAACCAGGACUCCUCCAGCGGCAGCAAGUCGCCAGACUACAAGUCGAACCUCCUCUCCAUCCUCAUCUCGAGCAAAGUCCUCUCGUUCGGCUCCUACGUCCUCAAAUCAGGCCGGAACUCGCCCUACUUCUUCACCACCACCCUACUGCACACCGCACCGCUACUGCACGCCACAGCCUCUGCCUGCGCGACUGUACUGUCCAGUCCGCCAUUUGCUACAGCUCAGGAUAACGGACAGGCCGCCGUUCCUAACUUUGAUAUCAUUUUCGGCCCUGCUUAUAAGGGAAUACCGCUCUGCACGGCUGUGUUGAACGAGCUCGGAGUCCGGGAUACCCAGGGCGUAUGGGAUAAUGUGAGCUACUCGUUUAAUAGGAAAGAGGCCAAGAGUCACGGCGAGGGAGGGAGUAUCGUCGGUGCGUCCCUGAAGGGCAAACGGAUAGUCAUCAUAGACGAUGUUAUCACGGCUGGCACGGCGUUGAGGGAAGCUGUUGGCAUCAUCGAGAAAGAAGGCGGUAUCGUGGUUGGUGUGCUCGUUCUCUUGGACAGACAGGAGAGAGUCAAUGAUACGGAAACCAAGAGCGCCGUUGGAGCUGCACAGAGGGACCUGGGGGAGUCGGUUCCUGUUCGUGCGGUGCUGGGUUUGAACGAUAUUAUUGAGAAGCUGGGAGACGAUAUCGGGAAGGAGAAUCUGAAGAAUCUCCUUGAAUACAGAGCCAAAUAUGGCGCCGAGUAG